CACUCCGCGACGGUGUUCAGUCGAGCUCGGGCCUUCGUUGGGUGCGGAGUGUGUGUCGUUCCGUCUAGUGUCAGUGUUCAGAUUACUCACAGAAAAUCAAGGCCUCGUAGCAUGUCUUGACGAGUAGGAGGGGCUCUUCAACGGGGUUUUCGGCAGACAAGGGUUCUCCAAAAUGGCGGGCGGUCAGCAGCUUCCCGAACAGUACACGGUACCGCUGCUCGCUAAGGUCUUCCACAGCCUGCCGCACCUCAACGUCUCUCUCCACUCGGUCAACAACACCUUCAAUCCACAUUCCGAAAUCUACCUAGAGAGCCUCGGGAUACUUGGCAGUAUCCCCGCAGCCUGGCUAAUCCUGACGUUGCUGGUGUUGCUGGUAUACUUGGUAACGAGAUGCUGCGACCGGAAGCCGCGCCCCAGGAGGUCGAUAACCCUGCUGAAGUUUUCGCUGGCCAUCCUGGCGUUGCUCUGCAGCGGUGCCGUUGCCGUCGGCCUCUAUGGAAACGACGAUGUUCACAAUGGCUUGGUGCAGCUGGUCGCCGCCGCCAAGAACGUCGACGGGAUCCUCAUGGGUGUGCGCAACCAGACCGACACCAUAGAGACGACGCUGAAGAAGAUUCAAACGGAGCUGAUCGCGCUGGGAGACGAAUUCGACGUCCCAGCGAGCAACAGGACGAUGCUGAAUCUGCUGUUGAUCGCCCUGGAAAACAUGAAGCAGAACACGAGCAUCGCCGUGAAUCGGAGCUACGAGAUCCGAAAACCGUUGAGCGGGAUCAGUCUCGCCGGGGCGAUCGGGAUGGGCGAGAAGAUCGAGCAGUUCAGGUGGCCCAUCACCAUGACCGUCCUCAGCGCUCUCCUCGUUCUCUGCGUGGUGCUGGUCGUCGGUGUCGCCAGACAUUCCAGAUGCAUUCUCAUAACAUUCUCUGUGUUCGGUCUAUUCGCGGUGAUAGUUUCAUGGCUGAUGGCCUCGCUGUACCUGGCAACAUCGGUGGCGUUGGGCGACUUGUGCGUAUCUCCUGACGGCUACCUGACCAGGGCUGUACCCUCCACACUGGCCUCGGAAGUGCUGUCUUAUUACACGCACUGUGAUAACACGCGCAGCAAUCCGUUCACCCAGAGACUGCAGGACGGCCAGCGCACGGUCAAGGAUAUGGUUCAGAACCUAAACCAGAUCACAAAUCUGGCGUUGCAGCUGUUCAAGGACCAGAAAGUGCAACCGAAGCUCGUCAGCCUGGAGACCCACGUGAACACCGUCGACAGACUGAUCUCUGGCCUAGCUACGUUGCUCGACUGCAAACCGCUGCACAAGCAAUACGUUCAUGCCGCCAAGAGCCUGUGCCAUUUGGGGCUGUACGGAUUGACCUUCAUGCUGCUGGCAAGCCUAGCAGCAGGCCUCUUCUUCACCGUGUUGGUUUGGGUGGACUCUCACACCUGGAUCUACAUACGGAAACGAAGAGAUUACCACCAAGUGGACGAGCAGGACCCGUACCUACCACCAUCGGCAGCCUCGCAGGCGAUAGCAGCGCGGACCCUUCGAGGCCAAGGGUCGUACCCGCCUACAGCCCCUUCUCUUUAUCCGAAUGCUCAUGGCACUCAAAAUAUCAUUAAGCAGCCUCUCUUGCUAACGCCGCCCCCGCCGUCCUACGCUACUGCGACUGCUCGAGCACGUCAGCUGCACGAGAGCAUGUUAAAAGGUGGGGGUGUUAACGGGAGCGGAGGAGGCGGGGAUCACAAAUCGUCUCAGCAUAAUCAGCAGUCGGCAGGUGGACGAGCUGAGCACCGUUCUGGACUCGGAGAUCAACCUGGCCAGUACGCGACUCUGAGCAAACAGUGCAAAACGCUAGAGUCUAGUAGAGAACCACCUUGGACCCCGAGCGUGGCGUCUUUCACCGGAACCCUGUCUCACAAUUCGCAUGGACCCGCGCACCUGGCCACGUUCCAGGACUCCCGAAAGACGCAGACGCUGGACCCGAAGAAUCUAGCGAACUUGAAGAGAGGUCCGACCCCGGCCUGGAACCAGAAUCGUCCCCUGCCCCCAAAUCCGAGCAACCAGCCGACAUGGGAAUUCGAGUCGCGCUCCCAGACAAACAUGAAUCAGUUUCGGUCGUUGGUGCGCAACAAAGCUCCGAACAUCCGCAUCCAGGACCAGAUGCAGGACCAGGUCCGGACGUUGGACAGGAAUUUCACCAGGAAUCAGUUCAAUGGUGCCGCGCAAGGCAGCGCAGUCCCGAACAUGUACGGAACGUACAAUCGGGCACAGUCCAGGCAAGAUAACAAGCCGACAGUGGCCACGCUGAGCCAAGUACAGGGCAGCGACCCUAACUUGUACGCUGUCACGGAACUGUAAUCAGGCCACCUAACCGUGUAAACUGCCGCGCUGUAAUUAGGGUCCAUGAAGCUUCCGUUCUUAGUCCUUCGGACUAGCCUGUCUACUUUGAAAUUACAAGAUGCGAAAACUUUAAUUAAAACAAAUUUUUCUUUCAUACUUCUCGAAUUAUGUGAAAUAUUUUUAGUUUAAAGAGAGUCGUUUCAACGUCCAAUUAGAAAUUUUAGUUUUCAAGAUCGAGGAAUUAUUAUUUUACUUUUGGAACAGUUGAAUAUUUUGCUCGUGAGAUAAUGUGUUCGUACAAGUUUCAAGGAUUUCAUGGACCCACGCCAACGAUAUCAUCACAUUCGAAAAAAAGUUCAUCGAAAGCCGUGUUUCACACCUUUUUUACGAUUUUCGUGCGUAUUUUUAAUAUGCAUUUCGGUUUUUUAUAAGAUAUACCCGAAAAAAAGCUCAAUUAUCGUUUGGUAAAACUUUUUGAUAUGGUGGGAUUUAUAUACGUUUAAACGUAAGUUUACGAAAUUUCGGGGUUUUAUACGAUUCAGGGAGAUGGACAAGGUGAUUUACGCGCCUCCGCGAUUUUCUUGGAGAAAUCUUGGGGAGGAUCCAAAGGCGUGCGUCGACACGUCUCAACUUUUAUAGAAAGAUUGCGCACCGUUGGGAGCUGUUCCCAACUGUUUUUCCCAAUCAAAAUGGAGGAAUCCGGUUGCUUUUUGGCAACGUUCUCGAAUUUCAUCGGGUACGGUAAUGAGAGGCGACAGAAACGAGGUCUGCGGGUGAUGUGAGAGGAAAAAUGGGGGCGAAAGAUGCUUUUGGAGAGCUUGUCGAGGCGAAGGAUUUUGCGUUUGUAAAAAUUCGCGUGAAGUCGCCGAGAAUGAGCAGGAGUUCAUUAGCUAUUGAUAACCGAAACACGUUUAGAUUAAUGAUAUUGUAUGGAAAUUUUCUGUGGAAAUAUUGAGAGUAAAUAGAACGAACCUUCUUCUUGUCAUCGUUCACAGGAAUGUGCGAAGAAAAGAGAAACAGAAUGAGAAAGAAAGUUAGAGUGAGAAUACUACGCGUGAUAUCUCGAAGAAGAGGGUCUUGUAUAUCCGAGAUUUUGUACUUGUAUAUCGUGUACAGUGAUUAUAUCAUUUUAUGUUAGCCUGUAUUCUGUAAAUGAUCGUUGCUUCUCGACUAAGAGGCACGCGAACGAUGAAACAAACGGAAGGCUGGAUUAAUUAGAGAAGAAUCGUCGUCGUUGUAUUUAUUGCUUGUUAGUUUCUCAGUUUUCAAGACUAUGAACACGAGAGAGGAUGCACAAGGUCUAGCGUCUAGAUUGCCUAUCGAGUGUGUAGCUCGCCAUGUUUGAACGUAUUCCGGUGGGAGAUCUCCUGUUAGCUAAUUAUAGUCGAAGUUAUCGAACGACGAGCUCGUUUUAAGUAAACAAUUUCUAGCGCUUUAGGUUGAUGCCAUCGAGUUCUGCGUCUUUGCAAAGUAUCAGCUUCGUAGCUCGCAUAGUUUUCGACAGAUUAAACAUUAAAGUCGCGAGGCGAGGCUUUAAUGGCGCCUAAUGGGCUGAAAUGGCGGACCACCAUUUUCUCACCCCAGGGAGAUCUCAAACUUAGCGAGAUAUACACGGAAACAGUUUUAACCCUUUAUGAGCCGUUCUUAAAGGAUGUUGAUAGUUUCCCAGCAUUCUUUCUAGAAUUAUCAUUAAGUGAUUCUACUUCUGUCGGCCUACUACUGUCCCUUUGAUUAGUUUUCUAAGGUUGUUAAUACUUGUACUUUUUCAUACAAACUCCAUUCCUAUACGUAUAGUCGAUUUGCGUUCAUUUUGAUAUCGAGUGAUAUUGUUGUACCGCUCUGUAGGGGGUUGAAUUUUUAAUCGAUAUAUUUACACGAGAACACGAAACCACAGAUAACGCGAUACGUAAUUACCACAGACCAGGAACGAGUUAAAUUUUCUACGAACGUUAAUUAAAGAAAAUGCGAAGGUUCGGUUUUCUGAAAUGAAACAUUGCCUAAUUUUGUAAUUAAGAUUUUUUAGUUUCCGUUUCAGUUGUUACACGAAAGGUUUCAUGGAUCAUUUCAACAGCUUGUAAUGCAAUUUUUAUAACGGAGAAACGAUUUUACUCGUUCCUGCCACGAAAACGAUUUUUAUAUACUUUUUUACACUUUUACCAAGUGAAGGAAUCGCGCAAACGAGAUUUUCAUUAAUUUGUCUGUGCAAAACGUUUGAGUACAUAUACACUUUACAUGUCUCUGCGAGGAAUAUACUUGAUAUAUAUGUAUAUAUACAUAUAUCUUAUGCAUAUAUAUUAUAUAUGUAUACAUAUGUAUAUUAUACAUACUAUACAUAUAAGAAGUUACCGCACGAAAACACAGAACGAGUGAUAUAUAUAUAAAUAGAUGUAUAUUUAUCAGCGUUAAUAUUUAAAUUUAGAGACGUCGAGCGUCCGAGGAAUUUUUACAAAAAGAAAAUGAAAAAGUACUCUCCGACCCAUGUAACGAUGACAAAACAAUAAUUCUUUACAACCGUUUCGCGGAUCGAAGGAUCCGAAGGAUCGUGGAUUCUAGGAAAAAUUUCAGCGAUCUUCGUCGACACUCAGACAGGCAUACGUUUUAAGUACAAAACACGGUGAAAGUGCAGGGGUCACGUUCUCAUCAUUUCACUUGUAAAUGACCGGAAAUGUUCUACGAUCGUCUGGUCUAAUCGAUGACUAUCCAGCUAAGCAUUUUAUAGAACGUUUUUCUUUUCUUCGGAGAACACGUUGAUAGAAUUUAGUUCUCCUCGAUGAGCAAAGUCAGUGAGAAUUCAAGUUCUUGCUAACAUUUUGCCCGACGACAACUUAAUAUUUUUUAACCAAUUUUUCAAUAUUGUUAGCAAAACGAAUGGCCUCUGUGACUGUGCUUCGUUUAAAAGAAGCUUAGCCAUUUAUUAAGAAAUUUUUAAUAAACUAUUUUUUUGUUCGCGAAGGCUGGUUGAACAACUGUUGAGCAAAGUGUUAAAAUUGGAACAUGAAAGAGCAUUUAAAGUGAAAGAGGACGAACGUGUGAAUUGUAUUUUGCAUUUUUUUCCCCUGAAACUAUGCUAUUCUCACCGACGUGGAGGUUCCCUUAAAGCCUAGGAUGUCGUGCCCAAAAGUAAAUGGAUAUAGGAGUCCAAGAUUGAAUUAUUUGCGGAGCGCAAAGUCUUCCUGUACGACCUGUCAAAGGCCCCAACGAUCAUUCAAUGAAGAUACCAUUUGCAACGAAAGCAGCGGACGGCUUUAUAUUCCGCAUCCUAUUCAUCGAGUGUGUAAAUAGAGAGAACGAAAGAGAAUGAGAAGAAAGAGUGCAUGGACAGAAGCAUGUUAAUAAACUAGAACAAAUGUGCGAGAGUGAUUAUAUAUCAAACUUUGAAUUUAAAUGUUAAAAACUUCAUUGAGAUACGAGUAUUGUUCUCCUCUACCGUUUCGUUUUCACGGUUUCUUCGCCUGACACGUUCGAGAAAGAAGAAGAGAAAGGUAGAUACGUUCGUAUCCUUUCGCGCCGAUAGGAUCACGAUCAUGAUGAUGAUAACGUGUUUGACCUGUUAACCGGGUGGUUUCAUAAAUUUUAACUACCACUGGAACACGGUCGAAGACGAACCAGCAACCGGAAACGAUCCAACCUGCAAUAAUAAGCUCGAUGAAACGCUGUUAUCAAUGUUAUCACGUCUAGCAAAAAAUCUUUGAUCGAAAAUCAAGCGCCUAAUAAUGAAAGAAUUUCGUCAACGUUAUCGAUGUCUUUUUAAAUGGGAAUAUGUAUUUUUGUCAUCGCCGCGUAAAUAGUGACCAAUCUAACGACCUACAAUAUCAUAUGACCUUCGCGCGAUCUUGAGUCGAAGAAGACAAGUUAAGGAAUAAACAGGCUUGUCUUUCGCUAUCUCUAUCAUCGUCUUAGUCAUGUGUCUGGAAUGUUUUAUAAUUUCUGUGUCGAUCAUUUUCUGCUAGGAGUGGUACAGUACGAUAGAACGAAGAGAAAUCUUUAUCUAAAUAAAUAAGAGAUGAGAAACAUUACUGUGAAACGAAGGACGAACCAGCUCGUCGUCCCCGGUUGAUAGGUUCAGUCCUUCUGUACGUAACUCGUCGACUUUCUCUCGAGGAGAAACGAAACAACUCUCUUCGACCGUAGGCGUGAACGUUUUGAUCCCGUUGUACAUAGUUGUAAUAUUUAUUAUAAAAGAAACAAGAAAUAAUAAGUGCGGUCAUAGCGCAUAUAAUAGAAUAGCGAAAACACACUUAGUUCUAGCCGUUAAUCGAAUUAAUUGUAAUUCGUAAGGGUUCGAUUGUCGCGGAGGAGGGGUGCGAGAGGAGGGGGGGAGGGACGAAGAGUUCGAACGUCAUCACUUUUCAACUGAUCGAAAGAGGAGGAUACAUCCUAGUCAGUAACUAACAAAGCUUUUUCCGUUUUUCUUUUCUUUUCCUUUUUUUUUCUUUUUUUGUAUACGUUCGACUUUGUCCAAGCGUAAUUUACGAAUGAACACGGGGAUCUCUUGCCAAAUUUCGUUUCGACGCGGCUCAAAUUUGUUCUCUUUUGUAUGUCUCGUUUCUUAAUAUAGAGGGAUGAAAAUUCACCGUCUUUCUCCGAUAAUUGUACUGCAACUCUAUUGCUAAUUAUCAGCGGUAUAAAUUAAAGACAGAGAGGAGUGUAAGGA
Molecule: messenger RNA, 6980 nt
Organism: Megalopta genalis
Lineage: Eukaryota; Metazoa; Arthropoda; Insecta; Hymenoptera; Halictidae
Source: RefSeq, a predicted model, not a curated record